Messenger RNA from Eubalaena glacialis (North Atlantic right whale), 2717 nucleotides. It is a transcript of the gene DRC7, whose product is annotated as dynein regulatory complex subunit 7. The record is from RefSeq and is a predicted model, not a curated record. Gene Ontology annotation, cellular component: motile cilium. The transcript has 18 exons. Lineage: Eukaryota; Metazoa; Chordata; Mammalia; Artiodactyla; Balaenidae. Bases 59 to 2662 code for a protein of 867 amino acids. Gene Ontology annotation, biological process: flagellated sperm motility.
UUGUACAGGCUGUCCUCAGAGGGAGAUCUCAUCUCUAGACAGUCAGAGACACGCCAGAAUGGAGGUCCUGAAGGAGAAAGUGGAGGAGGAGGAGGAGGCCGAGCGGGCCGAGAGGGGCGAGAAAAUGAUGAGGCCGAUGGAGGUGCGGAAGGAGGAAACCAUCAUGACGCAGGAGAUGCUCAGAGACCUGGAGAGGAAGCUGUCGGAGAUUGAGGUCUCCAUCCCGGAGAAGCCCUCGACUUUUACCAAGGACGCUAUUGACAUCUCCAAGCUGCCCCUUUCCUACCAAAGCAACACGCCCAAGGAGGAACACCUGCUGCAGGUGGCAGACAACUUCUCCCGCCAGUAUAGCCACCUGUGCCCGGACCGCGUGCCCCUCUUCCUGCACCCAGUGAACGAGUGCGAAGUGCCUAAGUUCGUGAGCACAACCAUCCGGCCCACACUGAUGCCCUACCCUGAGCUCUACAACUGGGACACCUGCGCCCAGUUUGUCUCAGACUUCCUGUCCGCGGUGCCCUUGCCCGACCCCCUCAAGCCGCCCUCCUACCUGUACUCCUCGACCACGGUGCUCAAGUACCAGAAGGGGAACUGCUUUGACUUCAGCACGCUGCUCUGCUCCAUGCUCAUCGGCGCUGGCUACGAUGCCUACUGCGUCUACGGCUAUGGCUCGCAGGACCUGUGCCACAUGGACCUGACUCGGGACGUGUGCCCACUCACCAUGAAGCCCAAGGAGAUGGUCAAGGAGGAGGAAAAGGCACCACCUAAGAAGUACGCCGUCAAACCGCCCAGGGACCUGACAAGCAGGUUUGAACAGGAGCAGGAGAUUAAAAGGCAGGAGGCAAUCAAGGCCGAGGAGGAGAGGCGACUGAAGCAGGAGGAGGAGGAGCGCCUCGUGGAGCAGGAGAGUGCAAAGACCGACCCCCUGCACGGCCUGCGGGUACACUCCUGGGUCCUGGUGUUGUCGGGGAAACGCGAGGUGCCCGAGAGCUUUUUCAUUGACCCGUUCACUGCACGCAGCUACAGCACCCAAGAUGACCACUUCCUGGGAAUAGAGAGCCUCUGGAACCACAAGAACUACUGGGUCAACAUGCAGGACUGUUGGAACUGCUGCAAGGACCUGGUCUUUGACCUGGGAGACCCUGUGAGGUGGGAGUACCUGCUCUUGGAGACCGACAAGCCUCUCCUGUCCCUGACUGAGGAGGAGGACGAUGGGACGAACGAUGACGAUGAUGUGGAAAAUCUGGGCAAGGAGGAUGAGGAUAAGAGCUUCGACAUGCCAUGCUCGUGGGUGGAGCAGAUUGAGAUCUCCCCAGAAGCGUUCGAGACCCGCUGCCCAAACGGGAAGAAGGUGAUACAGUACAAGAGGGCAAAGCUGGAGAAGUGGGCCCCGUACCUCAACAACAAUGGCCUAGUGUGCCGCCUCACCACCUACGAGGACUUGGAGUGUACCAAGACUUUGGAGAUAAAGGAGUGGUUCCAGAACCGGGAGGAUAUGCUGGAGCUGAAGCACAUCAACAAGGUCACGGGCCUGAAUAUCGACUACUUCAAGCCGGGCCACCCCCAGGCUCUGCGUGUGCACUCAUACACGUCCAUGCAACCCGAGAUGGACCGCGUCAUGGAGUUUUAUGAAACGGCCCGCGUGGACGGCCUAAUCAAACGGGAGGAGACGCCCAGGACAAUGACGGAGUACUACCAAGGGCGGCCCGACCUCCUCUCCUACCGCCAUGUCAAUUUCGGGCCCCGGAUCAAGAAGUUGGCUCUGAACAGUGCAGAGUCAAACCCCCGGCCCAUGGUGAAAAUCACAGAGCGAUUCUUCCGCAACCCUGCGAAGCCUGCGGAUGAAGACGUGGCAGAGCGCGUGUUUCUGAUCCUGGAUGAGCGCAUCCAGCUGCGCUACCACUGCCGCGAGGACCACAUCACGGCCUCCAAGCGUGAGUUCCUGUGGCGCACGGAGGGGGACAGCAAGGGCAACAAGAUCAUCAUGACACCUGACAUGUGUCUCAGCUUUGAGGUGGAGCCCAUGGAGCACACCAAGAAGCUUCUCUACCAGUCCGAGGCCAUGAUGAAGCUGAAGAAUGAGGAGAAGUUGUCCAGGCAUCAGGCCUGGGAAUCAGAGCUGGAGGUGCUGGAGAUCCUGAAGCUUCGGGAGGAAGAGGAGGCAGCGCAUGCGCUGACCAUCUCCAUCUACGACACCAAGCGCAACGAGAAGAGCAAGGAGUAUCGGGAGGCCAUGGAGCGCGUGAUGCACGAGGAGCAACUGUGGCAGGUGGAGGCCCAGCUGGACUACCUGGCCCCGUUUCUGGCACAGCUCCCACCGGGAGAGAAGCUGACGCGCUGGCAGGCCGUGCGCCUCAAGGAUGAGUGCCUCAGUGACUUCAAGCAGCGGCUCAUCGACAAGGCCAACCUCAUCCAGGCCCGGUUUGAAAAGGAGACCCAGGAGCUGCAGAAGCAGCAGCAGUGGUAUCAGGAGAACCAGGUGACCUUGACGCCCGAGGAUGAAGACUUGUACCUGAGUUACUGCUCUCAGGCCAUGUUCCGCAUCCGCAUCCUGGAGCAGCGGCUCAAUCGACACAAGGAGCUGGCCCCACUUAAGUACCUGGCUCUGGAGGAAAAGCUCUACAAGGACCCACGCCUGGUGGAGUUACUGAAAGUCUUCGUUUGAUGCUUCCUUCUCAGUCCCCACACCUGUGGUCCUUUGCCCCUCCUGAGGCCUCAGU